GGAUUAGCGGCGGCCGCAAAAAAAAAGCAGCGACGCUGCGCGCGAGCGAGCAGCAACGUCCUUACGUUACAGAAUAGCAAUUCAUACGAGCGAGUAGCCAACUAGCAAAGCAGCCGGGCGCUCCAGCACCCUUUUAAGCCCACCAGCCAAAAAGGCUAAAAAGGUGAUAAGCACCGCCGGACCUAAAAAACCAUGCGCGAGCAGGAGCUCACCACAACGAGCGCGCCGCAGCUCGACACGCCGCGGCCCGACGACGACGACAACGAUGACGAGUCUGAUGGGGGCACUGGCGUCGAGGACAUGACCAGCCAGCCCGUCAGCUACCGCUUCGUGCCCGCACGUUUAAGGAGAAGGCACGUGCCCGUGAGGCAGGAGCCCGAUUCGACGUCGAGGUGCGUCGCUUCUAUUCAAUCGAAGCCCUUCGGCCAAGCUCGAGUGGUCAACGCGUACAAGCGAAGGGGCGGCUGGCUCUGGGUCUGGUGGGACGGUAGGUUUGGGUGGGUCGACUCCACAAGAAUCUACGAGACGUGUGGGUGGAGGUGUUCACCAACAACGAAUGUGGACCCGCGCGAGGCGUGGCCGGGCGACAACUAUCUCGGAAGGAAGGGGAGGUUUGUAUUAGGACCGGACACGUCGGGGUUCGCCGCGACGAACGCCAUGACGACGAUUCCUACUCUCGUAGUGUGGUGUGCUACCCUUAAAAGUUCUGACGAUUUCGGCUGUUCGUACGACACCUGGCUCAUCAUGAGAUGUUUACUGGUCAUGAUCUACGGGACCUGCAUGUACCUGCUGUGGCGGGCCGCGCUCAUGGAUCCCGGCGUCAUCCCGAGGAACCCGCCGGACGCGAAACCGAGCCUCCCGCCCGGCUGCGAGGACGCGCCCGACCUCAAGAUCUGCCACACAUGUAACUUAGUACGACCAGCUAGGUCGAAGCACUGCGGGUCGUGCAACAACUGCGUGGAGCUCUUCGAUCACCAUUGCCCAUGGCUUGGCACCUGUGUGGCCAAAAGAAAUUAUGCGUACUUCGCGUUGUUCCUGAACUGCGAGGUGCUGCUGAUCGUCUAUGUUGUUUGCAUUACCACCUUUAGAAUGGUGCUGGCCUUCAAAGCUUCUGAGUUACCUGCUACGGCUUUUGAAAUAGAGGAAGUGCAGACGGCGCCGUGGCCGUUAGGAGCCGCGGCCGUCGCGGCGGGUCUAGCGUUUCCGGUGGUCUCGUUACUCUGCUUCCAUUUAAGAUUGGCGGCCAUCUCGCAGACGACGAACGAAUCCGUAAGAGGCGUCUACCGCCACGCGAUCAACAGCAACGAUAAAGGCUGUAGACGCAACUGCUACAACUCGAUCUACGCGACGCUGCGCGAGGCGACGCCCCCCUCUAGGUUGGAGCCGCUCUUCGCGCGGCCCUGCGCGGACCAGUCCUGGGGCGCGUACGGCGCCGUGCGGUCGGACGACGUCGCCUAGCUCGUUCCCCCUUUAAAUGUUUGUAUCCUCUA
Molecule: messenger RNA, 1490 nt
Organism: Pelagomonas calceolata
Lineage: Eukaryota; Pelagophyceae; Pelagomonadales; Pelagomonadaceae
Source: the annotation of a GenBank genome assembly